AUGGCGACAAACCCGCAUAUGGAACUCGACCCCAAGUACGAUCACUACGACUACCCUACAACAGCGCCUGAGACCAAGCCUGGCCAUCCAGGACACACGACCAAGGAACAAGAUGCUGCCGUGCAUCAGCUCCGUACUAUGCUCGAGCAGGAUGGUGUCAAGGACAGACUGGACACUCUGACUAUGCUCCGCUUCCUGCGAGCACGCAAGUUCGACGUACAGCUCUCCAAGAAGAUGUUCGAGGAGUGCGAGCAAUGGCGGAAUCAGUUCGGCGGCGGUGUAGACAACCUCGUACAGAACUUUGACUACAAGGAAAAGCCGCAGGUAUUCGCAUACUACCCGCAAUACUAUCACAAGACGGACAAGGAUGGCAGACCCGUCUACGUUGAGCAGCUCGGCAAAAUCGAUCUUGGCAAACUUCGACAAAUCACCACCGAUGAGCGCAUGCUAGAAAAUUUGGUGGUUGAGUACGAGAAGAUGGCCGAUCCACGAUUACCAGCAUGUUCGCGUAAAGCGGGAUGCUUGUUAGAGACCUGCUGCACGAUCAUGGACUUGAAGGGAGUGGGUAUCAGCAAGGCUGGAGAGGUGUACGGAUACCUGCAGCGAGCGUCGGGCAUCAGCCAGAACUACUACCCAGAGCGACUCGGCAAGCUCUACAUCAUCAACGCGCCAUGGGGCUUCAGUGGUAUCUUCAGUGUGAUCAAGCGAUUUCUGGAUCCAGUCACGGUUGCCAAGAUUCACGUGCUGGGCUCCGGAUACAAGUCGGAGCUGUUGGGUCAGGUGCCAAAGGAGAAUCUGCCGUCUGAAUUCGGUGGUAACUGCAAGUGUCAGGGAGGUUGCCAGCUGAGUGACGAGGGUCCAUGGAGGGAUCCACAAUGGGCGAAGCCGGCGGCUUGGGAGAAGAAAGGCAACACCAUUCCGGCAACAGAGAGCCAUGUCGGUGAGGGGAUGCCGCCACCGGCUUACGCGCCAGGUCAUGGCCAAGGCCAGGAAGUACUUGCUGAGAAGGGUGCCCCUGUCACCCACUGA
This is a messenger RNA of Recurvomyces mirabilis, 1029 nucleotides long. RefSeq names its product cytosolic factor, phosphatidylinositol/phosphatidylcholine transfer protein (gene SEC14). The transcript is spliced from 3 exons. The coding region runs from base 1 to 1029 and encodes 342 amino acids. The record is from RefSeq and is a predicted model, not a curated record. Lineage: Eukaryota; Fungi; Ascomycota; Dothideomycetes; Mycosphaerellales; Teratosphaeriaceae.